Molecule: messenger RNA, 2404 nt
Organism: Striga asiatica
Lineage: Eukaryota; Viridiplantae; Streptophyta; Magnoliopsida; Lamiales; Orobanchaceae
Source: the annotation of a GenBank genome assembly
CUUUCUCAGAAAAUUCCUCUCCAUGAGAAAAAUUAUCUUCUUCAAAGAAUUUCCAUGAAUCCCAGCUUAAUCUUUUUCGGCUAGGGUUUCAUCUGUCUUAUAAAUUUUACCUUCACUUACUUUUUUUGCUUUAACAGCCUUUUUUUUAACUUUUGGAAAAGUAGCUUGAUCGGUAAUGGCUGUGCUUCCGGUGAAGGCUUUGCCGGUCGGAUACAGAUUCCGGCCGACGGACGAGGAGCUGAUAGACCAUUAUUUGAGGAACAAAAUCAAUAGGCGUGAUAAGGAAGUCAGUGUGAUUCGUGAAAUUGAUAUUUGCAAGCAGGAGCCCUGGGAUUUACCUCAUUUGUCCGUGGUAGAGUCUCACGACAAUGAGUGGUUCUUCUUCUGCCCAAAGGAUAGGAAGUAUCAAAACGGUCAGAGAUUGAAUAGAGCAACAGAAAAGGGUUACUGGAAAGCCACUGGUAAAGAUAGAACCAUAAAAUCCCGAAAGGGUAAAAUCGGAAUGAAGAAGACUUUGGUUUUCUACAUUGGUCGUGCGCCCGAUGGCAAGAGGACACCCUGGGUGAUACACGAGUAUCGUGCGACUGAUAAGUCACUUGAUGGCACACAUCCUGGUCAGGGUUCAUAUGUGCUCUGCCGCCUGUUCAAAAAGCCUGAUCUGAAAAAAGAUGAAGACGGUGAACAUUCAAACAUGAAUGAAGUUGAUGAGAUUCCCGUGUCUCCUAGUGAAUUUAAAUUCUCAGCUGAAGACGAACAAUCAGAGUCAGUUACUCAUAUCUUCAGUGGUUCCACCGGAAUGCAACUUUCCAGUGUCGAAAGCCGCACUACUUUUGAUUCCAAGAAAGAUGUUGUCGUGACGCCUUUGCCUAUUGACUUGCAUGUGAAUAGCUGUGUUGCUGAUGAGAUGGAGAACAAUGUGUUGGACACAACGUCAAUUCAGUCUAAUGCAGAUCUGGAAAAAAUGUUGGCGGACUUUUGUCACCCCAUGCAGCAAACAAUAUUCUCUCCUCUGUACUCACAGAUGCAAUCGGAGCUUGGAAAUCCAUACGUGUACGAUGGCUUUACUGGUGACAUUAACCAUAGCCAGCAAAAUAUCCCUUUCCAAUAUGGAUCUAAUGCCACUGCUGACAUUACUGAGUUCUUGAACUCGGUGCUUAUUGAACCCGAGGGUCAGGGUUUUGAGGAAAGCUUCUCAAUGUUUCCCCUUGAGAGUACUAAGCUCCAAUUGGCAAAAGACAGUAACUCAAGCUGUGAAUCAGAGGGUGAGGUGUGGCAAGAUCAGUUUGAUGCACGAUGUCUAAUGAACCAUGAGGUGAUUGAGGAAAACAGCAACCAAGAGUCAUCUCCUUUUCAGAGUGAAGUUACUUUCGAUACCGAUAGCUAUGACCAUGGGAACUUGGGUACUGCUGCCAAUCAUAUCCCUAAUAAUUUGCCAAAUAUUGAAAAAACUGGUGAUUACAGCCCUGCUAUUGGGGACCGUGGUUCUGGCACUGGAAUUGUUAUUAUGGCUCGCCAGAAUAUUAAUCAACCUACUGCCCAGAACUUGGCUGACCAAGGAACUGCACCUAGAAGAAUUCGCCUGCAGAAGAAGUUUCAAGUGGGGCCCGUGCAGUGCAGCCUUCCUAAAGAGUCGACUGAUGGUGAAAUUAUAACCCGUGAACCCGAUCCUACUGAGGACAAGAGAGUAGCUGAGGUACAUAAUCCAGACGAAUUGAAGAAAUCAAGCUCUGAAGAGGAGAUUAAAGUCGAACAACCUCAUGAUUCAGCCACACGUGACAGUGCACGAGAUGAUCAACAUGACAAUGUUGAUGCUCCUUUGGCCAGCUCGAAACGCUUAUCAACAUCUUUAGUGUCAGCUUCUUUGUACAUGCCUAAAGUAUUUGUGGCCAUUAGUCUUGUAACCAUAAGAAACCCAGAACUCAGUUUUCAAGAAUUCAACACCAGCGCCCUUGUUGGCCAUCAGCUAGAUAAGCUCGGGAUUUUGCGAGCAUCCAUUUGCCAGAGAACGGGUUUGGUUGCUCGAUUCGGAUCGGUAUUACCGCUCGCUGUUGCUCCGCUUGCUGAUAUGGACAUUCUCCCCUUGCAGGAAAUUGCAAGGCUUUUAUUUCAAUCUGUUGCAUCUUUCAUGAUACGAAAACUCGAGGCUAUUUUUGGCUGGCACGUCGGUUUUCAAGAACCCACCGAAAGCUCGUUUCUUGAGAAGUUGAUCCCCUCAGUAGACUCAAUGACUGCGAACGAUGAGAAGUUGCACAGGCACGUGUGGACAGCUGGCAGCCUCCUAUUGGACCAAGGGAACAUGAGUGACCUGCAAAGGAUAUUCUUGGGGAUUAUGUUCAGUAUUUGGAUUAGAAACGAGAAAAUCUGGGCCGUCCAUCCUCACCACUCGCCGUACUUUUUUCCUUGA